Molecule: messenger RNA, 1552 nt
Organism: Ilyonectria robusta
Lineage: Eukaryota; Fungi; Ascomycota; Sordariomycetes; Hypocreales; Nectriaceae
Exons: 1
Coding region: 166-1287 (373 amino acids)
Molecular function (GO): protein binding
Source: RefSeq, a predicted model, not a curated record
CCUCUACCAAUAUUGUCUGUUCUGAAAUGCACUCUGAUUUACCGCCUCGACCUCCAUAGUGCUAUCGCUAUUCAAUAACGAGGAUUCCCUGUACUCGAUCCAUUGGGCACUCACAGUUAGCGUCCUUCUCGCCCCUUAACGUGGAGAUUGGAGUCCAUCGCUGCCAUGUCGGCCCCGCAAAUCUUCUCCGAGGAGGAUAUCUCGAAUCUUACCUACCGCCGGACCAAAUACGUCCAUGAAAUGAUCAGAGACAUUACCCCAGCAAAACCUUCAAAGAUAACUCGGAAAGCUUCUAUUGCUUCGCUUGGCGAGCUCGAUCUCCUCCCUGCGGAGCUCCUACUCCUCAUCCUCAGGUUUCUCGACUUCCAGUCCUUGUCCCGAAUUUCCCGCGUUUCCCUAACGGGUAAAGAGAUUGUGGAAGCAUUGCCAGAGUAUAAAGACAUGAUGACGCAUGCGCCAGAAACACUACGUGCGUUGGGGAUGACCAGGUUGUUGCAGUGCCAUUCCGCACCGCUGCUCCACCAAACCCUCCGGAGCGACAAGUGCGUCUCGUGUUUCGAAUUUGGAGGCUUUCUAUUCCUGCCGACUUGCGAGAGAGUAUGUGUCAACUGCUUGUUUAGUAAUGAUGCACUUCGAAUGACUACGCGGGCCAUCGCUAAGCAAUGCUUUGGCCUCACGGACAAACAUCUUAAGCGAAUCCCCACCAUGUACAGCAUACCCGGGACCUACACCCUCUGGUUCCGGAUUUCCCGCAAGCGAGUCUAUCGUCUUGUCAGCGUGAAGCAGGCAAAACAGCUGGCAAUUGAGGUUCACGGGUCGGCCGAAAAUGUGGCCAAGCUGAUGCCGAAAGAUCCCGCCGAACCGAUGACGGAGAGACAAUUCUCCAUUUUCAAGCAGUUUCACGAAGCCUCUCUAGAACCGGGGGCGUGCGAUCUGGCAAGACUUCCUGGCGAUGAUGGCGUUAUUAGGGACGACUAUUGCAGUAUGGCUUCUAUUCGCUUCCCGUAUCUAACGGAUGCAGGUGCAUACUAUGGACGCAUGUGUCGGGGGUGUUUUGUUACUUGCGAACACUAUCAACGAGAUUGGGUACCUGCUAGGGUGCUAUCAAAGCUUGUUCCGCCAGGUGUCGAACCUGAUCAUGUAUUGAAUCGGGCUAUCUAUCGAUUACAUUCAAAAGAUGGGUUCCUGGAGCAUGUAAAGGAUUGUCACGGUGUGCCUCUCGUGCUUGCCGUCCGAGAGGGCGACUGGAGGGAUCCAUCUGAAGUGCGACCCCGAUUUAUAAAUUAGCCAGAAGGUUUAUUGAGAACCCCCUACCACUUGCUAGUUCUAGCUUUGCACGAGACCGGAUUACAGCCGGGUCCUGGAACAGAUUCAGAGAGCUCCUUCAGUCCUUGGCUGGUGACCUUCGCCGAGUACUUAUAUUCGAUUUGGGUGCGGUGCUGCGGGGAGAUAUGGGAACUUCAGAGAUGAUGGCCAUUUGCUCUAGUUAGGUAGAUUAUGUCGCAACCCAAUUUACGAGCCGAGAUGGCACAGUCUUUAGUGGUUGUAAGGC